AUGAGCGGGCUUACUACAUCCUUAAACGCAGAGCUUUUACAGCUUUCAAAUGAAGCCCGACGUAAACAUCCUGAAAUCAAAGAGGCAGCGGAAAGAUCGAUAAUAGUUUUACGUACAUUAAAAGAAAGACCUGGAAAGGAUAUAUCACAAGAACUUGCAAAAAAUACCGAGUUCCUACGUCCAUUUCUUCUUGCUUGUGAUUCCAAGCAUGUCAAAUUAAUUACUAUUUCCAUUGGUUGUCUUCACAAAUUAAUAUCACAUCAUGCAAUUCCCGAG
This is a messenger RNA of Dentiscutata erythropus, 276 nucleotides long. Lineage: Eukaryota; Fungi; Glomeromycota; Glomeromycetes; Diversisporales; Gigasporaceae. The record is from the annotation of a GenBank genome assembly.